Cryptosporidium muris RN66 is the source of this 474-nucleotide messenger RNA. RefSeq lists its product as uncharacterized. The record is from RefSeq and is a predicted model, not a curated record. Gene Ontology annotation, cellular component: precatalytic spliceosome. Lineage: Eukaryota; Apicomplexa; Conoidasida; Eucoccidiorida; Cryptosporidiidae. Gene Ontology annotation, biological process: RNA splicing. The coding region runs from base 1 to 474 and encodes 157 amino acids. The transcript has a single exon.
AUGUCAAAAACUAAGACAUUAAUCAGAAAUGAGAAAGGUGACCUAAUUACAAAAUCUUGCAGAAGUGAAGAUGACAAAUCUAUCCGAAAAAACUACCAAUAUAAAACUCAAUAUAAUUAUAAACAUGAUACAAGACGUUACGAUGAUUUUGGUCGUAUCAAUAAGAAUUAUAGAGAAGAAUUUAAAGCUAAAGAUAAAUCUAGAGAAAUAGAUAAUAAUAUUAAACAUAAAGAGAAAAUACAAAAACUUGAAAAUAAAAGUAUUAUACAUAAUAAUCAUCAAGAUACACAUAAUGAGCUUUCUGAAUCAGAAUUAAUCAAACAAAUUAUUGGCAUUAAAGAUUUUGAUACCUCAAAAAAUAAAGAUCAUGCAAAUUCCGACUUAUCAGGUGUUAAUGUUAAAUCAAAAAGGAAAUAUAGACAAUAUAUGAAUCGUCUAGGAGGAUUUAACAGAUCAUUGUCACCUGUUCAAUAA